AUGUUUCAAUGCGAACAGUGCCCUUCGGUUUUCACCAUGAAACAAAAUUUGACUAACCAUCAAAAGAAGCAUGCGGGUAUACGUUUUCCGUGCACUGUAUGUCCUUCGACAUUCACAUACAAGUCUGGCCUCAUCAAACAUACGAAGAACAUUCAUGGUAUCGUCAACGUUCCGGCUCAUUUGAGACCAGCUACGCCGAUCACCGCUCAACCAGCACGUCCAAGCGUCAAACAGCUCGCACCUCUUGCCGCUCCGCAGGGAGAUAUUCAAAUCGCGCCGCAGAUAUUUGUCCCCGAUGUUCCUGCUGGUGGCUCGAACAUGUUAACCGAAGACGAGAUUUGCAUGGCAGCUAUGGACGAAUUCGAGGAUACAGAUUCUUACACCGUUGCCGUUAACGGGAAACGUGUUUCGACUGCCAACACCGUGUCGGCUGCUAGAGCAAAAAAAAUUAGGAUGGACAUGGUUAAGACUCCUGGGUUCACUGAAAUUUCCUCGUCAGUGAAUCGAAAAAUUGUGUGGUAUUAUGCCAAAAAUAUUAACAUCGUUCGAAAUUAUCCCGACUUUCUCCGAUCGCUCAUGCCUGAGCUUGAACAUUUAUUGAAAACACGCGUUCAACAAGGGGCGAUUAAAUUCAAUUUAAAGCUUGAGGCUACGUACAACCGGCCCAACGUCCUCAAUUCGUCGGAGAACCGGGCAUUUAAGACAGUGGCAGUAGAAAUUUUCUCAGAUAGUGACAUUAGUACGAUCAUUGAGAGGGCGUAUAUAAAGUUGUUGAAGGAGGAGGAGGAGUAUAAGUCACGCGGGAGUGGAUUUACUCUGGAGACAAUAGACGGCUUAUUAUUAGGAAUAUACAAUUACACACCAAUGACUGGGUCGUCAUAUAUUGAAUUACCGGUGUAUAUCGAUAGGAAACGGGCCACCAAUAACCCACAAAACAAUGACCAGCAAUGUUUUAAGUGGGCAAUAUUGGCGAAACAUGUGACUGGGCCGGCGGUAUGUCGUAUCGGAGAAAAUUAUAAAAAACACGAAGGAAAAUAUAAUUUUGACGGUAUUUCGUUCCCGACACCUUUAUCGGAUAUCUCCAAAUUUGAAAAAAAUAAUAUCAACGUGUCCAUUAACGUCUAUGGAGUAGAGAAAAAGUUCCAGCCACCGCGUAAAUAUCCGACGUACGAGGUGUACCCGUUACGUGUGGUCGACGAGGAGAAGGUAAACCACUUCGACCUGCUGUUAAUAACGGACGGCGACAAUGCACAUUAUAUAUAUAUUUCAAAUUUUUCCCGGCUCAUACGCAAGCAGAAAACAUCACAUAAGGAGAGUGUCGUGUUCUGCAAAAGGUGUUUUACUAGUUUUGAUGAUAGACGACAUAAAUACAAGCUGAGCGGACAGGAGGUGCUGAAUCAACACAAGCUUAUAUGCGGUGCACAUAAGCCAAUAUUACCGGUGAUGCCUAAGGAGGGAGAGUGUCUGCAAUUUGAAGCAUGGCGAAACACUCAGAGACAUCCUAUAGUAAUAUAUGCAGAUUUCGAAACUAUACUUAUGAAGGCGGAUGAGAAGAAGGGGGGAAAUACAAAAAUAAUGCACAGACAUGAAGCGAUGAGCUAUGGACUCAUUGUGAAGGCGAGCAAUGACGUACCGACAGAGCUAUUAGCGAGACACGAGAUACCAACGGAACCAAUAUUAUAUCGAGGAAGUGAGAGUCAGCCUGAUGUGGCGAGACAUUUUGUCGAAACCGUGACGGAUAUAUCGUUGAAGAUUGAGAAAUUAUUGAAGACGAAUAUUCCGAUAAAUAUGUCCGCAGACGACAUACAAGUUCAUGAAGCAGCGACGCACUGCAAUCUAUGCAAAAUUGAGUUUACCCCACCUUCAGAGGUACUAUAUCGUAAGACAGCUGACCAUUGCCAUCUCACAGGAAAAUACCGCCAAGCUCUCUGCAAUGUAUGCAACCAAAAACUACAAAUACCCGUUUUUGUACCGUGCUACUUCCAUAAUUUGUCCAACUAUGACGCGCAUCUGAUAGUCACAGAACUUGGUUAUGACACCCAGACUAUUAGAGUAAUACCAAACACUGAGGAAAAAUACAUAUCAUUCUCUAAAUAUGUGUCAAGUAAAUUCCAAAUCCGUUUCAUAGACACUUUUAGAUUCAUGGCAUCAGGACUAUCAACUCUAGCUAAAAAUCUUGUAACACCAGGUCUGGAGAACUUCCGUGAGACCGCUAAAGUUUUUAAUAUUGUCGAUAUGCCGCUCGUGACUCGGAAGGGAGUGUACCCGUACGAGUACACAGAUAGUUGGAGCAGGUUGGAUGAAGAGAGACUACCGAGAAAGAGAGACUUUUAUAGCACGUUAAACGAGUCGGGAAUAAAGGAGGAGGAAUACACGCAUGCAAAGGAGGUCUGGGACCACUUUGGCUGCAAGACGUUGGGCGAGUACAGUGAUCUGUACUUGAAAAUCGACGUGUUGCUGUUGGCGGACGUCUUUGAAAAUUUUCGUGAUGUGUGCAUAAAGACAUACAACUUGGACGCGGCGUAUUAUUUUACUGCACCUAGUAUUGAGUUUUGA
Messenger RNA from Macrosiphum euphorbiae (potato aphid), 2556 nucleotides. Lineage: Eukaryota; Metazoa; Arthropoda; Insecta; Hemiptera; Aphididae. The record is from the annotation of a GenBank genome assembly.